Sclerotinia sclerotiorum 1980 UF-70 is the source of this 135-nucleotide messenger RNA. RefSeq lists its product with no specific name. NCBI's taxonomy places the organism in Eukaryota, Fungi, Ascomycota, Leotiomycetes, Helotiales, Sclerotiniaceae. The coding region runs from base 1 to 135 and encodes 44 amino acids. The record is from RefSeq and is a predicted model, not a curated record. The transcript has a single exon.
AUGGCUGGUCAUCUGGACACAAGUGAAAAGGGAGCAAGAAUGUAUGAGAAUCAUUUUAUUAAUCGUGGUGGCUUACUUAAAAGGUCUACAUCCACUCGACUCAAGCAGUUAUUUGGAAGAGUUGAAAUCACUUAA